Molecule: messenger RNA, 2719 nt
Organism: Phlebotomus papatasi
Lineage: Eukaryota; Metazoa; Arthropoda; Insecta; Diptera; Psychodidae
Gene: sw
Product: cytoplasmic dynein 1 intermediate chain
Exons: 9
Coding region: 190-2265 (691 amino acids)
Biological process (GO): transport along microtubule
Cellular component (GO): cytoplasmic dynein complex
Molecular function (GO): dynein heavy chain binding; dynein light chain binding
Source: RefSeq, a predicted model, not a curated record
GUCGAAAAAACGGUGUGUCCAGUGAAAAGUUAAAUGGCGCUGAUGGGAUUUCGUGGUGUAUUUUCAAUGUGAAAAAUCUCUGUGAAAAUUCAAUCUGUCGUCUAAAAGUGAUGUGUAAUUUGUAAAUUCAUCCUCCACACUAGAUCAUUUGCAUUUUUUGGGGGUGGAGAAGCGUGGUGUUGAGCAAAGAUGGAUAGAAAAGCUGAACUGGAGAGGAAAAAGGCCAAAUUGGCGGCCAUGAGGGAGGAGAAGGAUCGACGACGACGCGAAAAAGAGCAGAAAGACAUGGAGGAAGCGGCUGGAAGACUUGGUGCUGGUCAUGAUAAGGACAAUAGAAGAGAUUUGGAUGAAAUGCUCUCUUCUCUGGGCGUUGCUCCAGUGUCCGAAGUUCUAUCUUCGCUCUCCUCGGUGAAUUCUGCUGCCUCAGAUACUUCUGCCACCCAUACACCAGAUGGUAGCCUCCAGCCGGCCAGUCUCAAUGGUACACAGCCGGCCAGCCUGAAGAAUAGGAAGCCUGUGAAUCUGAGUGUUGUGGCUGUUCAGACAACUAACAUCCCGCCGAAGGAGACUGUUGUCUACACCAAACAAACGCAGACCAACAGUUCCGGAGGACAUGAGAGAGAUGUUCUUUCUUGCCACUCCUCACCAUUAUCAGGAUAUAUGGAGGAUUGGUGGCGUCCAAGAAAAGCUCACGCCACUGAUUAUUACGAUGAAUACAAUCUAAAUCCCGGUUUAGAGUGGGAGGAUGAAUUUACAGGAGACGAUGAAGAAAGUUCCCUGCCACACAUCGAUCAUGGAUUCCACUCCAAGUUACCACCCGGAAUUCUUCCCCAUGGACUUCCCAGGGUUGGCGAAGUGGCUCCAGCUGUUACGCCGCAAGAGCAACAAAAGAAGGAAGUGGAGGAGAAAAAAGAAAUAAUUGAGCUGUCUGAGGAGCAGAAACAAAUGAUAAUUCUCUCUGAGGAAUUCCAAAGGUUUGUCCUCAAGAGUGGCAAAAUUAUGGAGCGUGCUUUGUCCGAGAGUGUGGACAUCUACAAGGAUUAUGUUGGAGGUGGAGACACAGAUGAAGCAACUGAUGAGAAAUCUCAUGCUCGACUCUCACUCAAUCGGACCUUCUACUGUGAUCGCUGGUCAAAGAAUCGCUGUGUGACUUCCAUGGAUUGGUCCACUCACUUCCCUGAACUUCUGGUGGCAUCGUAUCAUAACAAUGAGGAGGGUCACAAUGAGCCAGAUGGUGUUGUGGCUGUGUGGAAUACCAAGUUCAAGAAGAAGACUCCAGAGGAUGUUUUCCAUUGUCAGAGUGCCGUAAUGUCAGCAUGCUUCGCCAAGUUCCAUCCCAAUUUGAUUCUUGGGGGAACGUAUUCGGGUCAGAUUGUGCUGUGGGAUAAUCGUGUGCAGAAGAGGACACCAAUUCAGAGGACACCAUUAAGUGCUACAGCUCAUACUCAUCCGGUCUUUUGUCUGUCAAUGGUUGGAUCCCAGAAUGCCCACAAUGUCAUUUCUAUUUCGACAGAUGGGAAAUUGUGCUCUUGGAGUCUGGAUAUGCUUUCAAUGCCGCAGGAUACGUUGGAAUUGCAGCAUAAGCAGGCUAAAUCCAUUGCGGUGACGUGCAUGGGUUUUCCCAAUGGAGAAAUUAAUAAUUUUGUGGUGGGAAGCGAAGAUGGAUUUGUCUAUUCGGCUUCCAGGCAUGGAAAUCGUGCGGGAAUCAGUGAGAUUUAUGAGAAGCAUUUGGGUCCAGUUACUGGAAUUUCAACGCACUAUAAUCAGUCAAGUCCGGACUUUGGACAUCUCUUUUUGACUUCUUCGAUGGACUGGACGAUAAAAUUGUGGAGUCUGAAGGAGAAUAAGCCAUUGUAUUCGUUUGAGGAUAAUUCAGAUUAUGUGAUGGAUGUUGCAUGGUCUCCGAUCAAUCCGGCUCUAUUUGCCAGUAUUGAUGGGGAUGGGAGGUUGGAUUUGUGGAAUCUGAAUCAGGAUACGGAAGUUCCGACGGCUUCGGUUGUUGUGGAGGCAGCUCCGGCUCUCAAUAGACUUUCUUGGAGUCCUAAUGGGAUGAAUGUGACAGUGGGGGAUGUUGAUGGGAGGAUAUACGUGUAUGAUGUGGCUGAGCAUGUGGCUACACCGAGGGUGGAUGAGUGGACUAAAUUUGCAGCGACUCUCAAUGAGCUGCGGAUGAAUCAAUUGGAUGAAUUUGAGGAGGCUGACAAGAAGACACCAAUUCCGCAGAAUCCUUCAAUCUCCAUCACGUCAUCCAGUCCACAUAUUUAAGAUGGAGCGGGGAGGGGGCUAGUCGCCAGAAACAACUCCUGGGUAUGAAUUUUGAGGUGAUUGAGUUAUUCACGUGAGAAAUUCACAGAUUAUAGGUCGCCAUUUUAAGUGUUUUGUGAAGCUUUCGCAAAAGUGUCAUGCUAAAAACUGACAGCGUCUAUUGCUUUUUGAUGGAUUUUUGACAUUCAGACGAUUUCUUCAAAAGCAAUUUUUGAUAAAAAUGGCUUCCAAUGUGUAGAUGCCUUUCUUGCGAAAGCUUCACAAAAUGCUUACUAAAAGGUUAUCUCGUAGCGAUGAAUUGCUCAUGGGAAUAACUUUACCAUCUCAAAAUUGACACAAUGCAGUGCUAAUCCGUAGAAUAUUAAUUCCCAAGUAAAAAUUGUAAUUUAUUCUAUUCUAAAUCCAUGUCUCAUUUAACCGUUGGUCAUUCAAAUAUACUCUGAUGGUAAAAUUA